UCAAAAAUUUUUUUUUUUGGUUCCUGAUAAAAGAUAAAGGGCUCGAGGAAGUUGUAUUUCCACUCACUGCAAAAUGGUAACCCAAACGAUUUGGAAACCCUCGCAUUUACUGAGUUCUCAGUUCCGACCUCACCUGUAAGUUUGCUCCUGUACUUCAUCCAUGGUGUUCGCUUCUGCAAAUUCAAACCACUGUUGCCUUGUUAGGGGAUCAUCUUGUUUAAUAAACUCUUGCGUCUCUUUGUCUUUCGGCAGAACUUCUUCUUGUGCCGGCAGAAUCCAAGGCCCUAAUUUGCUUUGUGAACCGCUCAAGCUACAGCAAUUCUUCCUUACAGCAGUCAUUAGUGAUACCAGUGCAGUACUGGAUGGUUGUACCAGGGACUCGCUAUCAGUCUGUGAUCCAUCUGAUCAUGCAGAUACUCGUGAAAACUGUACAAAAUUAUCUGGUGAAAGUGCAGACAGAAAAGAUGCUCCAGAGUGCUUCGAUGAUGACAUCAUGAACAUGGUUUGUGACAAGCUUAUUGAGGUUUUCAUAGUUGAAAAACCCACUCCAACUGAUUGGAGGAGAUUAAUAGCUUUCAGCAAAGAAUGGAGCAAUAUUUGGCCCCAUUUCUACAGGCGUUGUCAAGAGCGAGCAGAUGAUGAAAGUGAUCUUGCCAUGAAGCACAAGCUACUUUGGCUGAGAAGAAAGCUGAAAGAGGUCAAAGACAUAUUGUACCGCUUGUGCAUGACUACUCGAGGCAAUCUUCAGAGGCUUAUGCUACAAGAGAUUAGGAUACUUAAGUAUCUUCUCACAAUUAAGGAUCCUAAGGAGCAGCUAUUCUUCUUAAAAGAAGCUAAAUCUCAUUCUUACUCAGGCAAAGAUUCAAUAUUUUCAACCCAAUCAUGGAUUUUUCCUUGCUCUUCCAAUUCUAGGGAAAACCCCAAUGCUGAUUUAUUUGAUUCUCUAUUUAUUGAUCCUGCCGUGCUUGGUUAUUGGCUUCAGUUGUGCCAUACUGUGAAAGAAGUUAGAACAGUACAUGGGAUCGUUGCAAAAUAUUUAAAGAGUUCUGUAACAUUUGUAGAUAAUAAUUUGAUAACAGCUUAUGCAAGAUUUGGGAAGUUAUUGGAGGCUCGCAAGGUGUUUGACAGAAUGCUGGAGAGAAACGUUGUCUCAUGGACUGCUAUUCUUAGUGGAUAUUUGAGAAAUGGCUUAGAUGAUGAAGUUCUUUUCUUAUUUAGUGAGUUGAUUAAAAAUGGAGUUAAAGCCAACAGUAAGACUUAUGUUUGUAUAUUGAAUUUAUGCCGCAGGAGAUCAGAUUUUGAGCUUGGGACACAAAUUCAUGCUUGCAUUUUAAAAGGGAAUUGGAACAAUUUGAUUGUAGACAGUGCCAUCGUUUACUACUAUGCACAGUGCGGUGAUUUAUCAGGUGCUUUUCGAGCAUUUGAUCGGAUGCUAGAACGGGAUGUAGUUUGUUGGACGGCUAUGAUCACUGCUUGUGCACAACAAGGACGUGCUAAGGAGGCCUUUAAGUUGUUCUCAAAGAUGCAAGAUGGUGGUCUAAUCCCAAAUGAGUUUACGGUAUGUGCUGUUCUAAAGGCUUGUGGGGAGGUGAGGGAAUUAAAAUUUGGUAGACAAUUGCAUGGAACUAUAGUAAAGAACAUGUUUAAGGAUGAUGUUUAUAUAGGGACUUCACUAAUGGGUAUGUAUGCAAAAUGUGGGGAAAUUUUAGAUUCCAGAAGAGUGUUUGAUAAAAUGAGAAAGAGAAACACAGUCACGUGGACUUCAAUGAUUUCCGGCUAUGCACUUAAUGGGUAUGGCAAGGAAGCCAUAAGCCUCUUCUGCCUAAUGAAACGGCGCCAUAUAAUUGCUAAUAAUUUGACUGUUAUCAGUAUUCUUAGAGCAUGUGGCUCAAUUAGUUCCUUAUCCACAGGAAAAGAAGUUCAUGCACAGGUCUUGAGGAAUUCCAUGCAUGGGAAUAUCUACAUAGGGAGCACCCUUGUAUGGUUUUACUGCCGAUGUGGGGAGUACUUUUAUGCUUCAAAAGUUCUUCAAUCCAUGACUGUAAGAGAUGUUGUCUCAUGGACUGCAAUAAUAUCCGGAUGUGCCCGUCUUGGACAUGGCUUAGAGGCUCUGGAGUUCUUUAAAAAUAUGUUAUGGGAAGGUGUGGAGCCGAACCCUUUUACUUAUUCAUCAGCUUUGAAAGCAUGUGCAAGACUAGAAGCUAUUCUGCAGGGGAAAUGGAUUCAUUCCUCUGUUAACAAGACCCACGCUUUGUCCAAUGUUUUCGUGGGUAGUGCUCUAAUUGACAUGUAUUCAAAAUGCAGGUCUAUUUCAGAGGCUACCAAAGUUUUUUAUAACAUGCCUGAUAGGAAUUUGGUUUCCUGGAGGGCAAUGAUUCUUGGGUACGCAAGGAAUGGUCUCGGUGUGGAGGCUUUAAAGCUUAUGCAUAGGAUGCAAGCAGAAGGUCUUUUGGUGGAUGAUUACGUCAUAGCAAUAGUUCUUAGUGCAUGUGGAGAUGUUAAAUGGAAUAAAGAGGGCCUAUCUCAGUGUUGCUUGCAGUCAAAUUUAUCUUAUUCCUUACCUGAAGAUAAGUUGUAGUUCCUAUGUCUGUAAAUGAAAUGAGUGCAACUAACUGUGCUGGAGUUAUUUCGAUUAAGUGGAGCUAUGGAGAAGAAAAUUAACAUAGAAGAGCAAUAAGCGACACUGAAAAUUCUUGGAACCCUACUAAUAGUGAAUAUAUAUCAGACCCUUAUACCGAGUAUAAGUGUGAUGCACUUGGAAGUGGUUUUGAAGAACAGCAUAGCAGGUCGGUUGUGAGUUUACUUCUCAUUUCUUGAAACUUUAUGGGAUCAACUGGCAAUGUCCAUGACGAAUAUAUGUGGGCUGCCAAUAUUAUUGUUUUCACAAAUUUUUUAUAUUGAAGCAUCACGUUGUAGGUUAUCAGUGUGGUCAAUAUCAAAGUGUGAAAUUCAAAAGAGGCCGCUCCUCGAGGAAAUGAAAAAUCGCUAGAAGGUUCUCUUCCAUUUAGUUGGUUGAUGCCUGGUAACGUGGACAAGAGAAUGGCCAUCAUAGCAACCUGAAUAUUUGGGUUAGGUAGCUUAUGGUAUGAGGUGAUUUGAUGAACUUCAUGGGAGAAUCUAAUCUGCGUUCCAUUGUGAUCAAAUGCAGAUCUUUUGUCAAAGAGAGGGUGGCAUAUACAGGUACUUUAUGUUGGGGUACGUGGGUAGCUCUUCUCUAACUAUAUAUCUAUAUUACUGCAAUUUAUUACAAUCCAUGAUAGUUCCUGAAAUGUAUCCAACUGUUCCUGUUACAGGUUUCCAAUGAAGGCUAUUGCAUGAAACAGAAACUAGCUUGGAGCUUUCUGGAUGUUCUGAUUUUUUUGUAGGCACUUCCUUUUUUUCUGUCAUAUAUUUAUUCCGUAUACAUUAUAGACUAAAGUAAUGACCUGUAAGUUCGUAAUUUUGUUUUUGCUUGUUUCUGUUUAUUUAUUUUGUUGGAGGUGGGGGUGUACCAUAUAAAAGAACACAUGCUUAUUCCUAUGCCGAUAAAAGGCCCAACACAUACUUUUCCUAACACCAAUAAAAAUCACCUAAAUAGGCUUAUUUGAUUGGAAAUAAGCUUUGGGUCAGGUAAUGUUGUGUUGGGCCUUUGAUCCAAUGUGUUUUCAUUGUAAUGGGCUACUCUAAUGGGCUUAUAAUAUGGGUAGAGGCUGGAUUAGUUAGUUAAUUGUCUUCAUUUUUUUUUUUUUUUUUAAUUUAAGUUAAAGACCUUUACCUAGUGUAGAGGGUUUUCUUUAAGUGUCUUUUUACAUUUUAAGUUUCCUAUUGGCUAUGUCAGUGUGGUUAGACAGGCUUCUUAGCUAGGGAUCUUCUUUUUAAUAAACAGCUUGUAGCCUAUUUUGGCACCCAAAGAUUUAUACUAUGAAGAAUGGCUAUUGCUUUGUUGCUGCUGUGAGACUCAGUUAAGAGUCAGAAUGGGAUUGGAGAGAUUCUGAUCUAGGCUUGUUGGUGGGAAAUCAAAGGUCAUAUUCCUUCUCUAUAUUCUGUUUUCUUCCAUCGAGUGUAAUCAUCCAUUGUUAUUGGUGAUUCCUGAGAUUGAUUUAAUUUGGGUUGAUCAUCAAUUUUUGUUACUUGUUUUGGUUUCAAAACAAGUAGAAGUCUACCUGUUUUGGUUUUCUCGGUAAUUGCAUCUGUUUGGCUAGUUGCAGAGAAUGGUCUGGAUAAGAUUUGCCCAGUGCAUGUGUAGGUUAUCUAAUAUCUACUUGCAUUAUUCUUUUACUUUCCGGACCUGUUUAGGUUCUGUGGAAAUAAGGGGGUGGUGUUUUCUUAUUCCCCUGCAUGCCCAUGACGGUAAACUGACCCAGUAAUAGUAGACCGUCGCCACUGCCUAUGGGCCUAGAUUUUUAGAUUUGAUGCAUUACCAUAAUUUUGUUUCCCUGUUUGUCAUCAUAUUUGAUGUAUAAUUUUCAUUUCUCCCCCCAACCCUUGGCGGCUUCAGAAAUCCAGAGAAGCUGUAUGUAUUCCUGGAUUAGAACAGUAUCGGAUGCACUCCGUUUCAGCAGAGAAGGGUAUCUUAUCAGGAAGAUAAGGGAGCUUUUGAAUCUGUGGAUCGUCCAAAGGAGGGAGGAGCUGAAGAAACUUGUUCAGAACAACUUACAUGUGAGUCGGCCCAUAUUCUUCUCAACCGUCCCGUAUGAAUACUUUCAUCCUGAACUCCUGAGAUUGGAAAACACAAAUUACACAAUACCUGAUUAUGAAGCUGGAACUUUUGAAGCAGAUGUACAUGGUUACAAUAUCAGGUCAAUUUUAAUGUGAGGAUCUUACUAGAGUUUGUGUUGUAUGCCUGUUAGGCCUGUCUUCUAGUUUAGGUGGAGCAUAUAGAUUACCACAUUCGUUUUUCUUUGAAAAUUUAAGAAACUUUGUUCUGUAACUAUCAAUUGACUACAGAUCUGGGCUCAUGUACAGUUAAUCAAUUGAGUUGGUUUAUCUGUAAAGUUACUUGCCUGGUAAA
Molecule: messenger RNA, 4990 nt
Organism: Macadamia integrifolia
Lineage: Eukaryota; Viridiplantae; Streptophyta; Magnoliopsida; Proteales; Proteaceae
Product: pentatricopeptide repeat-containing protein At4g18520, chloroplastic-like
Exons: 3
Coding region: 161-2578 (805 amino acids)
Biological process (GO): RNA modification
Cellular component (GO): intracellular membrane-bounded organelle
Molecular function (GO): protein binding; RNA binding
Source: RefSeq, a predicted model, not a curated record